This is a messenger RNA of Moneuplotes crassus, 1615 nucleotides long. The record is from the annotation of a GenBank genome assembly. Lineage: Eukaryota; Ciliophora; Spirotrichea; Euplotida; Euplotidae.
AUGUCUUUUGACUUUUGCUAUGCAGAUGUCUUGGCCCUCGGGGACAGUGAUGAAGAAGAUCCUGUCUUCGAAAUAGGCAUCAAAAAGAAGAAGAGCCACAAGAAGGCCUCCAGCGACCAGUAUAAGAAAGUACAAGAAGAGAAGAAGCUUAUGGAAAUAGCUGCAGGAGCAAAGAAAACUCGUAAGCGAAACAGGAAGAAGAAGCAUGACAGGCAGUAUCGCAAGCCUAAUCUAAAGGGCAUUGAAGAUGAAUUGCUUCAUAAAGAAACCGAAGAUUUUCAGAAAGACACGUAUCAUAUGGUACAGGGAUCUGAUACGACUUGUGAAGAGACCAAGGUUGUUCCAACUGAAGCUACAACCCCUACUGUGAAGGGACUUACUGAGGAAGAAGUCAAAGCAGCUGAUGACUUCAUUGCUCAGUAUACCCAAAUGAAGUUGGACCAAAACUUUGAAGAGCAGACUGUUACAUCUGACAUUGAAGAAGAAAGAUACUAUGGAAACACUGAGUACAAGCUUAAGCUUGCUCAGAGUACCCCAGAAAGGAUCUUGAGACUUACUACUCAGAUGAAGUUCAGACUCCAGGAAGGAAGUGGAGAAGCUUACUAUGUUAUUGGAGUCGGAGAUAAGGGAGAAUCCAUUGGAAUUGAUAAGAAGGAAAUGGAAGCCUCUCUUAGGAUUCUCCACAAGAUGGCCACAACCUUGGAACUCGAAAUUUCCAUUGUUUACAUUAACAAAGGAAGGCAUGGUGAGAUUGUUAAGGUCAAGGUUAUGUAAAUAACCAACCUUAAUAAGUCUUAGUCUGCCUCUUUUGGUAAUGAUUAAGACAUCAAGGUGAGGCUGGGCCUAAACGAGCAAGGAAUCAAGUAGUAAAAUUUGAGCCCUACUAUCUAUGUCCUAGCAACAGCUAAGAUAUUAUCAGUAGAUUCGCUCAAAAUUUAUAGGUGGAUGAAUAGAGAUCUCUUACAUCUCUCUCAUCUGCACACUUCUUAGAUAUUCUUCAUCUCUACGAUUUAUCGGUGAUUUCAUAUUUUAGUGGUUAAUUAAAAUCACUUUUGAAAUCAUGAGGUGGGGAGCUACUAAGAUUCACAAAUAUUAAGGAAGUUGAGAUCUGAAACAUCUUGAAGCAACCUAAAUUCCCCAUAUCAAACACUAGUAUCGAAUCAAAUAACGUUAAGCUCUAUCAAAGAGGAUAGAGGAGCUUUGGAAGCAACAACUAAAUUUCGGAGUACAUUGACCAGGACCCAUUCUGAUCAAUGUUGAGGUUUAGUGCGCCUUCCUCGCUUUUCAUUCGUCCUCUGCAGAGCUUUAACACCCCCACCCCUUGAAGAUUCAGGAAUUCAGGAAUUAUCAGGAAAACUAUACCUAAAAACCAACAUCCAUGAAGCUGCUUAGAACCUAGAGAAAAGACUUAUAUACUUUUAAUAAGAAAAUAUAAAUCGGAUUUCCAACAGUUACAUCACAAACUUAGGUGAAGCAGUUCACCCGCCUAAAGAAUCGAGCAGACAAAGCCCUACAAUGAAGAAGCUCAACUGAGACUCUCAUUGUGAAUGAUUCCCGUUGAGGCUAGCCCUAAGCCGUCAUCAAUAUUUAAUUUUUGACCUCAUAAAUUCAUACA